GCUGUUGUUAAAGCUAUCGAGGACGCCUGGACUUUAGAUCAGUGUUUGGCUGCGCAGAUCCAUUGCAAGAUCGGGCACUCUGAAAAGUGGCAGUUUUUGAUCAAUCUUCUGAGCAAAACCUACAACUCGGUAGAGAAGCAGUGGGUUCGCAGGAAGAUUUUGGGGAAAGGAAGUAAGGUUUACCUGCCUCUCCUCAAAUCCAAGAACCAGGUCAACGCGCACCGCGCAGCCCUCCAUGCCAUCAUCCCUUUGAUCCAGAACGAGGAUGGCACCGCCUGCUGGACCGAGUUGCCGCAGCAGAUCGUCGAGGCUGUGAGGCUCGACCGGGAAAGGGGGUACCUGCGCAGCAAUCGAGAGCUUCUCAGAGACUUUCUCUGGCUGCACUGGGGCGGCGAUGCAGCGGGGUGGCUUCGAGGAACUUCUCACAGCAUAUGGGGGUUUAAGCUCCUCGGGAACAACCGGGUCGUCACCCAUUCUCCCAAAGAUAUGCGGGUAGCCUUGACCUUCGAGGGGAAAGACAAGUACUCCACCUACUUGGAGUACUUGCAGCCAUUCCUAGAGCCCAUGCAAACCAUGACCACCGAGGGGCUCCAGGUAGAAAACACCCACUACACAGUGAACCAAACCCUCGGCGCAGACUACGUGCUGAUGAGCGAGCUCCUUGGCCAUUCCGGAGCGUCAAGUUUAACCGGGUGUUGCUUCUGCGAGGAGCACAAGGACAACUACGGCAAGACGCACGUGGUUAACGGACGGAGAGUUCCCCUCACAGCCACCCCCCGAACCACCGAGAGCAUGGCUGCAGCUGCGCACCGCCCCUGGACCACAGGCCCUGGCGUUGAGUGCCCCUACUGCCACGAGCAAUUCCCCAACCAGGAAGCAGUGGACGCGUCCCAACCCCCCCAAACCAAGGGGGAAACCAAGAAGUUCCAGCAAUCGCAUGCGGGAAUGAGGUUCGGCACCCCUCCAAUCUUCCGAUUCCCAAUCAGCGCCUACGCAAUCUGCAUCCUCCAUCUCCUCCUGCGCCUCAUGGCGAUCACUUUCCACCAAACCAUCGCCGUCAACCUCAACACCCCAGAGAAAACGGACGCAGUCAACGCACUCAUCAAAGCCCUCCACUUGGGAUGCAAGAAACUCGAGCAGAGAACGGCGAGCGGGGACAAGAAGAAAGAUACCACUGACAUCAACUUCAUCGGAAGGUGGGUGGGCCUUACUUUUGUGCUGUGUGCAUUCUGCGUCUGCGUCUGCUCCCUUGCUCCGGUGCUCCGCGCGUCUUCUCCUCCCUCCUUUGCUGCUCCCCUUCUGCUCCAUGCUCCUGCUCCCUGCUACUCCAUGCUCCAUGCUGUCUCCUUCUGCUACGCUGAGGUGCUCCGCCCCCUCCACAACCCUGGCGACGACGACGAACGGGAGGCCAAAAGCAUCGUGGUCCAAGACAGGGCGGUGGCGUACGUGCACAGCUUCAGCUCGCAGCUAGGGGCGGACCUCGCCACCCUCUACAUGCAUCUGGGGAUGGUGCACGUACCUGACAUGGUGCGCCGCUUCGCGAUCAACUUCAGCGACAUGUCACAGCAGUUUGUCGAGCACAAGCUGAAAGAGGGGAAGACAGAUAUGCAGCUGUUUACCAACAAGCGGUUGGUAGACGAACGGCAGCAGAAGGGGCGCAACUUGCAAGUGAUGGCGAAGGGCAGGGAACGGCUAGCCCUAGAGCAAACGGUCGCAAUGCCGCUCAGCAGAAAUGAGAGGCGGUUUAUCGGGGACGGAGAGAAGGUUGCAGAGCAGGCGAUCGAGAGAGCUGAGAGGAGGGGCCAGCUGCCAAGCCGGAGCAAAGCACAGCUCGAGAGCAAACUCGAGAAGUUGGGUCCGGAUCAUAUUGCCCGGGUCUACACCGGGUACGUAGAAAUCGUGGAGAAACUUGCCUUUGCCGACUCGGAGGAGUCUCCCGGGGAGCAGAGCAGCGCUCGCUUGAGGGUCGAGUCGGAGAACCGGACGCCGGGGGGAUUGGAGGGCCUCGGCGGGGACUCCCACCAGGGAGAGGAGGCCGGGUUGGAGGAACCCGCCGCAGCUGGCGUGGGGGAAAGCAACGGGCCGGCGAGAGGCGAGGGUGGGGGCGAGGGCAGAGGCGGGGGCGCGGGGGCGAGGGACGCAGAAGGGGUGGCAGAGAGGGGCAGGGGGAGGGGCACGAGCACGGGCACGGGGAGGGGCGCCGAGGGCAGGGGCGCGGGAAGGGGGCCGCUGGAAGGGGCGCUGGCGCUGGAAGGGGGGGCGCUGGCGGUGGAAGAAGGGGCAGAGGCCGCGCGGGGAGAAUCUCCGCUUCUGCAAGGCCAAUUUAGAGUUAGAAAAAUAGCCUUAGACAACAAGUAG
Molecule: messenger RNA, 2358 nt
Organism: Klebsormidium nitens
Lineage: Eukaryota; Viridiplantae; Streptophyta; Klebsormidiophyceae; Klebsormidiales; Klebsormidiaceae
Source: the annotation of a GenBank genome assembly